CAGCUUACCCUUCCUCCGUCAUGUCCACCCCUAAGGAGCGACACUAUUGGACGCAGCUUAGGGCAGCUCUCACAGCUGGACAAUGGACAUCACCGCAGCCAGCGAAGGCACCCAAUGGAUCCCCGCUUCCAUGGUCAGAGUUAUUUCGCAAGUUCAAUAAACACUGCAAAGGAUAUUCGGACGUUGCAGAAGUCGCGUCUCAAACUCAUGUGCUGUCUCUACUUCUAUCAGCGAAUUCUAAGGAUGAAGAUCAAGAUCAACCAGUAAAGUCAGAGGAAUAUCCGUUGGAUCUUGGCGACGAGUGUAUACUGCCCAGUGAACGAAUUCAGGAAGCCACGAAUGGGUAUGAAAUUCUCAAGAAGCUCGAGUCUUCUAAUUUCGAUACACUGAAUUUCGCGCUGGCGUAUUACGCUUACGCUCUUGGAAAACCAUCGGAAUGUCAUCAGCAUCUGAACAAGGUUCCAGACGUCUCGCAUGUCCAAAAUCAUAUUCCUCUACCCUCGACAAUGAGAGCAAGUACGCUACUAAAAGUACCUGGGGAGUCGGUCACUACAGACACUGCGUCAUCGACUUCUGGUGUUAGUAGUUUUGCGACCGAUGUAUCGAGCACUAUGGCAGAAAUCAAGGAUGGGCGAGGAUGGGCAAUAGUAGAAACGAUCAGAACGCUCUGUUUGCAGGGCAUGGCCCACGAAAAGCUUCACCCGAAUACCCCUCGAAGGGCACUCGAUACGUAUGCGGCUGCUUUCCCCAUCCUCACAAUCAUCGAAUCAGAACUUGUGUCUGGCGUCGCUCCUGCAUCAUCUGGAAAAAUCGACUUUUCCUCGUUCACGCGGUUCCGUGAAGUGUGGAGAUGGGUAGAACGAUUACUUUGGCGAGCGAUUGUCCUUGCAUCCAGACUCCUUAAUAUCCAUCAUGACCACAAGCAAAUAAAUCAAUGCAAGUCGAAUGACUCGAUCUGGACAUGGCUCGACCAUUAUUCCUCGUGUAGCGUUUACUGGCCUUCGAAUUUCCGAACCUCCCAUCGUUCAACGAUAUCGGUGUUAUACCUUCGAGCCCUUGUACUGAGACAUAGCACCUCACCUCCUGUCGUUUAUGUGUCAAUAUCGGAAUCUCCCAAACCACCGCCAUGGAUGCAUAUAGCUCGUUCGGUGGUCCAGGAAUAUCGUGCGAUUCUUAAUAUUUCGACCAAAUUUCCCCGGGCAGGUGAAAGGAAUCACAAAGUGGAAGAUUUCGUUGAUCUGUGUGUCGCAGUAUGGGAAGCCAGUGGCGCAGUAGGGGAUUAUACCGGCUGGGUGCUUGAUGUGCGUCUCUGAAAGGUUUGUUUAUCCACUUCGUCGAUCUAAAAACCAAAGUAUAGGUACUUUGGUGGGCUACUCGUCUUACCUUCAACUCCUAUCGGGUUCUUCGCCAUAUGACCCGCCUUUUGUAUGUGUCUGGAGACACAUCGUUGGCCAAACGCACCCUACGGCUCUAUGUACAAGUCGUCGGUAAAGCGUUUCAGGCCAGCCGUGCUGGAGCGAGUACCGAUGUUGAUACAGAUCAAAAAUGGGUGGAAACCUUGGUGUUCGGUAUUCGUAUAUUGUGCAGGUCUAGUUUGGCGUCACUCACCUCAUCGCCGUGCGUACAAGAAGAGCUGGAUGAUUUACGGGAAGCUGGUUCCUUAGUUGCCAAAGCUAAGGGACGACUAGAUCGGGAAAACAAAGUCCUUGCGGCAAGAGUAGAACUCGCUGAAGGUGUGUGGGACACGGCGAUGGCCAUUAGAGAACAAGAUCCGCAUACACGCCCAGAUCGUAUAGCAUCUGCACAUUCACAUUUCCUCAGAUCUAUUGAAAUAUCUCCAACCCCGUCUGCACAUUAUCAUCUUGCGUUGUCAUUUGCCCGACCAGGGCUCCAACAAGAUCUUACUCAGGCCAUUGUUCAUGCGGGUGCAGCUAUUGAAGGGGAACCGGGAGAAAUACGUUAUUGGCAUCUGAUGGGUUUGCUUUCAGCUGCAUCCGAGUUAUGGGAUGCUGCACAAGGUGCUUUGGAAGUUGCUGCAUCCAUCGGGGAGCCUCCAAAAGCAGAUAAUGAAAGCAAUAUUGAAGGGACACCCAGUACCAACAAACGCAGCCUGCCAGAGAUAAACGGGCAGGACUACGCCAGCCCUAACGGAACCAGCAAUCUUCGAAUUGAAGGUCUCCCUGCUGGCCACCCCGAACUGCAGUCCGCAAUAGAGAAGGAAGAGGACCUUCCUCCUCGUUUUAUUCUGGAGCAAGGUGUUGAUGCUAUUCCUACAGCCUCGACAUUGUUGAACCCAGCAACCAAUCAUCCUCCGCCUUCCAGACACGAGCGUUUUGAGCACGCACUACAAGUGCGGAUGUCUCAAAUUGCAGUCACGGAGUACGUGGAAGGUGUAGAGGGGGCCUCGGGCAAGUUGCCUGAAGUCUUUCAGUGGAUAGCGGAGAAAAAAGGCGCUACAGGAGAUCAAACGCGUAAUUCCAUUGAUGGUAAUCAUUCUGCCGACAUGAAACUAAGGUCGCCAUCUGAACUAGCUCUCACUGCACCGACGUCUCACUCUGGACACGAGAAGCUUUCCCAUGAACCUGGCGAGAAGACUGAACAAUCCCCACUUUCACAGACGGCUUCCGAUAGCUUGCAACCACCGAUUCCGAUAACUGUUUCACCUGCGACUCCCGAUGCUACUGAGAAGACAAGUUUUGAUCAAUCUGAAAAGGCGGAUAAGGAGACAGUGAAACGUACUUUGCAGCCGGAGCGGGAGCGGGAUUCAUCGAAGCCAAAGAAAAUGCAACAAAUGUUGAAGAAUCACGUCCACAAAGGGAGUGCGCGGAUAAGCACAAUUUCCAAGAAAAUAGGGCAUGGUGUGGUACGAAAUGGCCCUCUCAAGCGGUCGAAUUCUACGCCAGAUUUCAGUGGUCUUCUUCGGUCACCAUCAUAUCAAGCAUCAUCUAUCCAUUCUCGAAAGCGUGUCACUUCCUUCCUAGUGCCUUCUGAAUCUGUUUUCGGCGAAUCCCCACCCCCACCUCCGCCUCCAACACUACCCCCUACCUCACAGCCUUCGAACUGGAAUAAUAGGACUGUCAGAGAAAAGCGCUUACUGAGUGACUUGUGGUUGAUGUCAGCGGCGACGUUCAGACGGUUAGGAAAGAUUGAACAAGCGAAGGGUGCGAUUCAAGAGGCAGAGGUCCGAGAUGAGAACAACCCCGGAGUAUGGGUUCAGCUUGGUCUUUACCAUAUAGCGAUGGGUCAAAAACAGCAUGCGAUAGACUCGUUACAGAAAGCGCUCUUCAUAUGUCCAGAUGAUGUUGCAGCUUUGGUUCACCUCUCUCGUAUAUAUCUCUUCCCUGGAGAAACAAUCAACCAUGCAGACAACGUUGUCCCUGACAACGUCGACCUGGUGGCUGGGUUGCUUUCUCACCUCACCGAAGGACCUGGUUGGGAUGUUCCAGAAGCAUGGUAUUUUCUGGCGAAAGCAUAUGGGAUGCAAGGCCGUAGGGGUCGUGAGCGCGAUUGUUUGGACGUCGCACUUAGGCUUUCGGAGAAACGAGGCGUCAGAGAUAUAAACGCGUCUCUUGGGUGGUGUCUCUGAGAGUUGGCUAAUUCGUUCUUCGGUGGUGAUAUCUCUUCGACAUUCUGUUUCGUAUUGCAUUUUAGUAAUAUACCCAGUCACGACUCACUGGCAACUGCAACUUCGUUUGUUCUUUUUUUCGUUUGUGAUUAUUCGGCACUGUUACAAUAUGUA
Marasmius oreades (fairy-ring Marasmius) is the source of this 3739-nucleotide messenger RNA. RefSeq lists its product as uncharacterized. Gene Ontology annotation, molecular function: protein binding. The record is from RefSeq and is a predicted model, not a curated record. NCBI's taxonomy places the organism in Eukaryota, Fungi, Basidiomycota, Agaricomycetes, Agaricales, Marasmiaceae. The transcript is spliced from 7 exons. Bases 1412 to 3586 code for a protein of 724 amino acids.